AUGCUCCAAGAUCCCUUGGCACUGAUAGGCGAUAGCGGCUCUGAGGAAGAAGAGGACGACGAUGGCCAAGGAAAUGCCAAGAGGCCACGGUUGGAGACAGGCACGGGCGGCACGGUCUCCUUCGCGGAGCUGGAGACCGCAGGCUAUCGCCCGGUGGAGCUGCUGGAGACCGACAGGUACCUGCGUGACGUGGCAGGGCAGGAGGAGCGCCGUCCUCCGACCGGAGGCAGGGAGGAGGCGGCUGCAGAGCCAGAGACGGCCCAUGAAGAAGAGCCUGUGGAGGUGGAGAUGGAGCCAGAGCUGGGGCCUUGA
This is a messenger RNA of Durusdinium trenchii, 312 nucleotides long. NCBI's taxonomy places the organism in Eukaryota, Dinophyceae, Suessiales, Symbiodiniaceae. The record is from the annotation of a GenBank genome assembly.